Messenger RNA from Nerophis lumbriciformis (worm pipefish), 2013 nucleotides. The record is from RefSeq and is a predicted model, not a curated record. NCBI's taxonomy places the organism in Eukaryota, Metazoa, Chordata, Actinopteri, Syngnathiformes, Syngnathidae.
AUGGCUACGGGAGUCGCUGCCUGGCUUCCUUUCGCACGGGCAGCAGCCAUUGGCUGGAUGCCCGUCGCUAGCUGCCCCAUGCCUGUGGCGCCGAGAGACCACCGUCGCCGACAGGACGAGCUUAUUGUCCUGAACGUGAGCGGCCGUAGAUUCCAAACGUGGAGGACAACUCUGGAUCGGUACCCAGACACCCUACUCGGCAGCUCUGAGAAAGACUUUUUCUACAACGAGGAAACCAAGGAGUACUUCUUCGACCGAGACCCCGAUGCCUUUCGGAGCAUCCUCAACUUCUACCGGACUGGGAAGCUGCACUACCCACGGCACGAGUGCAUAUCAGCCUAUGACGAGGAACUGACUUUCUUCGGCAUCAUCCCGGAGAUCAUCGGCGACUGCUGCUAUGAAGAAUACAAAGAUCGGAAGCGGGAAAACCUAGAGCGACUUCAAGACGACCUGGAAGAGAAUAAGGACGUCAAGCUGCCUCACAUGAACUUCAGAGAGACCAUGUGGCGUGCUUUUGAGAACCCUCACACCUCCACCAUGGCACUGGUGUUCUACUACGUCACCGGCUUCUUUAUUGCUAUCUCUGUUAUCACCAAUGUGGUGGAGACGGUGCCGUGUGGUUCUACCGCCACCCAAAAGGACAUGCCAUGCGGCGAGCGCUACACGGUGGCGUUCUUCUGCAUGGACACAGCCUGCGUCAUGAUUUUCACGGUGGAGUACCUUCUGCGCUUGUUCGCCGCCCCGAGCCGCUACCGCUUCAUGCGUUCUGUGAUGAGCAUUAUCGAUGUGGUGGCCAUCCUGCCGUACUACAUCGGCCUGGUAAUGACAAACAAUGAGGACGUGAGCGGCGCUUUCGUCACACUGCGGGUUUUCCGAGUCUUUCGCAUCUUCAAGUUCUCACGCCACUCGCAGGGCCUGCGUAUCCUGGGCUAUACGCUCAAGAGUUGUGCUUCAGAGCUGGGUUUUCUGCUCUUUUCUCUUACCAUGGCAAUCAUUAUCUUUGCGACGGUCAUGUUCUAUGCUGAGAAAGGCUCCAGCUCCAGCAAGUUUACCAGCAUCCCAGCCUCUUUCUGGUACACCAUCGUCACCAUGACCACACUGGGGUAUGGAGAUAUGGUACCGAAGACCAUCGCUGGUAAGAUCUUCGGGUCAAUCUGCUCGCUCAGCGGCGUGCUGGUGAUCGCCCUGCCAGUGCCCGUCAUUGUUUCCAACUUUAGUCGCAUCUACCACCAGAACCAGAGAGCAGACAAACGCCGGGCCCAAAAGAAAGCUAGAAUGGCUCGUAUACAUUUAGCCAAGACUGGCAGCGCCAACGCCUUCCUGCUGAGCAAACGCAAUGGACUCCUCAACGAGCUGCUGGAGCUGACGGGCGCUAACGCAAGCGAGCAGAAGCUGCCAAAGUCAUCGUGUCUUUUAGAGAGCCAACACCACCAUCUGCUGCACUGUCUGGAAAAAACUACUGUAUGUGAAUCCCUCCAAAUUAUUUCCCCUCCUUCCCGCUUCUUUUUAAACCUUCUGACAUGUAUUCCCCUCCAGGCUCAUGAGUUCAUAGACGAGCAGCUUUACGAGCAGAACUAUUUAGAAGCUGUGAUGCAGAGCUUCCCCGCCCGCAGAGUGUCGGUGAGUAGUCGUGACGGCGCAACGCCCACCUGCUGUGGCGGCAGGGCCAAGAGGAACGCCGCCUUGCCCAACUCUGCCCGGCAGCCUGGACCCAACCAACAGAGUCCCUUACAAGAGCUCAGCGCCAUCCACAUUCAGUGUGCUGAUAGGCCGUCGCAUUCCACCAGUCGUUCAAAACUCAAUCUGAAAGCAGACGACAUUGGCAGGCUCAACUGCAAGGGCGGUCGGCUCACCACAGCUAUCGUCAGCCUCCCGUCACCUCCUGUCCUGACCGCACCAGACGGCGAUAACCUCCACGGCCCCCCCAUCCACAGGCCACCGCCACCCUCACCCGGCCCCAGCAUCCAGACCACCACCAGCUCGGCCAACGUCAUUAAAGUGUCUGCUCUGUGA